AAUUAAAGAUUAAAAAUCCAACCUUACGUUUUUUGAAAGAUUGGUUACCAUUUUGUGGCAUGGAGUAAUUUAGAAAAAACAAGAAAUAUACAUUUUUGGUCUUCGAUUGAGUUGAAGAAUUUUCUUAACAAUUACGGAGUUUGAAGGGACCGAACAGUUAAUCAAUGUAUCCACACAGACACUUAAAUAAUCUUUAACACAACCUCACAGAGUCAUAUGUUAGAUUUUGGUUAGAGGAGAGAAUCAAACAAGUUAAUUUAAUGGAGAAAAGCCAAAAACCCUAAUAAAUCCCCCAAAAAAUUCAGUCACGACGUGAGACCCAAUUCCUUUUCGUCAAAUCAUCUUUUCCUUUUCAAUUCCCAUUUUCUUAUUCUUCGUUUUCCAUUUUGUGUAUUGUGUGUGUUUCUUACGAAAUGAGAUGAUUCGUAGAAUUUUGUGAUAAUUGAUUAAAUAAAUUAUUCAGCCGACCUCGAGAUCUUUCUCCCUUAGAUCAGAAUUCAUCUUUGGGAGAUUUAUCUGUCUCCCUUCAUGGAAGUGGUUAUGGUGUUAGAUAGGAGAGAUCUUUGUCUCUAUGAGAUCAGGUUAAGGGUUUUUUGAUCUCUUGCGUGAAAAGAAAGAAAAAAAAAAAAAGAAAAGGGAAUUUCCUCUCUAUCUUUUUGCGUUUCUCGUGUAGAUUAUUGUAUAGCAUAAAGUUGUUUGGGAUUUAGAUUGUAGAAAUGGGGAAUGUAUGUGUUCAUAUGGUCAACAAUUGUGUGGAUACGAAAUCAAAUUCAUGGGUUCGUCCCACAGAUCUCAUCAUGGAUCAUCCCUUGAAGCCACAACUCCAAGACAAGCCUCCUCGGCCAAUGCUAAUGUACAAGGAUGAUGAUAAACCCAAGCUUAAUGAAACUCAUGGAGACCCUAAAUUACUUGAAGAGAAGGCAAAACCUGCGCAGAAGCAAACGAGUUGGGAACAAGAAGGAAGGGUGAGUGAAACAACAAGGAAGUGCAGUGAAGAAGAGAAUAAGAAGCGUGCGAUUGCGUGUGGUAACAGCAAAAGAAAAGCUCACAACGUAAGGAGACUGAUGAGUGCAGGGCUUCAAGCAGAGUCAGUAUUGAAGACCAAGACGGGGCAUUUGAAAGAGUAUUAUAACUUGGGAAGCAAGUUAGGUCAUGGACAGUUUGGGACGACGUUCGUGUGUGUUGAGAAAGGAACAGGGGAGGAAUACGCGUGCAAGUCUAUACCGAAGAGGAAGCUAGAGAACGAAGAAGACGUGGAGGAUGUAAGAAGAGAGAUUGAGAUAAUGAAACAUCUCUUGGGGCAACCAAAUGUGAUCUCCAUCAAAGGAGCUUAUGAGGACUCAGUGGCUGUUCACAUGGUGAUGGAGCUGUGUAGAGGAGGUGAGCUGUUUGAUAGAAUAGUGGAGAGAGGGCAUUACUCUGAGAGAAAAGCUGCUCAUUUGGCUAAGGUCAUACUUGGUGUGGUCCAGACUUGUCAUUCUUUAGGUGUGAUGCAUAGAGAUCUUAAACCUGAGAACUUUCUCUUUGUCAACGAUCACGAGGAUUCGCCUCUUAAGGCUAUUGAUUUUGGGUUAUCUAUGUUCGUCAAGCCUGGAGAAAACUUUACGGAUGUGGUUGGAAGUCCCUACUACAUUGCGCCUGAAGUUCUCAACAAGAAUUACGGUCCAGAAGCAGAUAUUUGGAGCGCCGGUGUUGUGAUUUAUGUGCUACUGUCUGGUUCAGCUCCAUUUUGGGGAGGUCAGAUUGUUGUUACUUUGAUCACAAACUAUAUAUGUUUUUGGAGGUGUUCUCAUGUGUGUUUGUUGCUUCAAGCAGAGACGGAAGAAGAAAUCUUCAAUGAGGUUCUGGACGGUGAGCUUGAUUUGUCAUCAGAUCCUUGGCCACAAGUUUCUGAAAGCGCAAAAGAUUUGAUCAGAAAGAUGCUCGAACGAAAUCCCAAACAAAGACUCACUGCUCAACAAGUCUUGUGCCAUCCAUGGAUUAGGGAUGAAGGAACUGCACCAGAUACACCGCUUGACACGACUGUUUUGAGUCGCUUGAAGAAGUUUUCAGCUACAGACAAGCUCAAGAAGAUGGCUUUAAGGGUGAUUGCAGAAAGGCUUUCCGAACAAGAGAUUCACGAGCUUAGAGAAACCUUCAAGAUUAUAGACAGUGAAAAGAGCGGGCGAGUAACUUAUAAAGAACUCAAAAGUGGUCUUGAAAGAUUUAACACAAAUCUUGACGACUCUGACAUCAAUAGUCUUAUGCAAAUGCCAACGGAUGUGCACUUGGAAGACACAGUAGACUACGAGGAAUUCAUAGAGGCGAUUGUAAGACUGAGACAAAUACAAGAAGAGGAACCAAAGGAUCGUUUAGAAUCAUCAACAAAAGUGUAAUGAAGUUGGCGUGAAAGAAGAUAUUGUUGUUGUCUGAAGAAGUGUAAUGAGUACUCAAAACUGAUGAUGACGAAUACUGUAGGAAACUACAAAAACAGCUGCAACAAAUGAAUAUAAGAGAGGAGGCAGAACAAGGAGAAGAUGGACACAAAAAAGGCCACAAGAAAGUAAGUUGAUGGAUAGAGAAAGUCAAAUGAUUUUGAUGUGUAGGUCGUUUUUUUUUGUUUAUCAUGUUUUAGAGCGAAAAAAAAAAAAUGAAAGCUGUGUUUUGUUGUAUAUAGAAGUUGUAGUAGAAAGGAUAAGGAGACACACUUAAACUCAGGUGAUGUUGAUGCUUUCAAAUUUCAA
Messenger RNA from Arabidopsis lyrata subsp. lyrata, 2723 nucleotides. RefSeq names its product calcium-dependent protein kinase 25. Gene Ontology annotation, molecular function: calcium/calmodulin-dependent protein kinase activity; ATP binding; calmodulin binding. Bases 717 to 2375 code for a protein of 552 amino acids. Gene Ontology annotation, biological process: peptidyl-serine phosphorylation; intracellular signal transduction; protein autophosphorylation. NCBI's taxonomy places the organism in Eukaryota, Viridiplantae, Streptophyta, Magnoliopsida, Brassicales, Brassicaceae. The transcript has 6 exons. Gene Ontology annotation, cellular component: nucleus; cytoplasm. The record is from RefSeq and is a predicted model, not a curated record.